GUCAUCAGACCCAUACAAUGCCUUCCAUUCUUCAAAUUACAAUUACAUUUCUCGUCAUUCGAUCGCUAAUUUCCUCACUACAAGAAAAGUGCGCAGUCUUGGAGGUCUACCAUCUGAAUGAAAACGCUUUGUCUGUCACGGAGAACGAUUUUGCCAAUGUGACGUUCGGGAUGAACAUUUCCACCUGUAGACAUACAGUUAACACUGCAUACAAAGUAACCUUACAUACCAGAACAAACAGUGGCAGUCUUGAAUAUGAUGGCACGGUAACCUACCUGAGAGACACCUGCACUUCCACACCUGACACAGCAGUUCGCUGCAUCACUCCCACCGGACCUGCGGAGUUGUACAGGAAAGUGAACAGAACUCACGUAGCAGUGGAGUGGAACUGGUUGUGGAAAGACAUCCGGUUUAGUAAUUUUACAGCCAUGCAACAGGAGUUAAAACUAAUCGUUUUUUACCCGCCCAGUGUCACAAGCCUCACUGUCAAUGGACACGAUGUUCAUGGGUACUAUCUCAUUAAUGAGAAUCAGGAGGUGAAUAUUUCCUGCUCUGUUGACAAAGGAAAUCCUCCCGCCAACUUUCGUUUCUUAGACGAACACGGGACAGAAUUAAAAAGCUAUGAAAGCGAUCUUCUCCUUACCCUCACAGCUCAUUGUAAACAAGAAUGGCCGACUGUCAAAUGUGAAGCAAACUCAUCGGAAAAGAAUAGAUCGGUUUCCUUGCUCGUCAGUUGUCCUCCUCAGUUCAUUGAAGAACAUCCACAAGUCACAGCUAGUGCUGAGCAUGAAAUUUGGACAGUGAGAGUCAAGGCUCACACCACACAAAUCGAGAAAUGUCUGGUGAUGCCCUUGUCAUUUGGAGGCAAUAAGAAUAUAGACGUGAACUGCAGUCUGACUGGUAUCCCUCCUCACCUGCUCUUGACUGUCCUCGUUAAUAAGGACGACAGUGCAAAAGGAAAGAACUGGGCAAUAAGUUUUCGAAACGAAAAAGGUUCUUCAGACACUUUAGUCUUCAACAAACAUUUAGGUGAGUAUGGUUCAGUAUCUGAUACAGACUAG
Pomacea canaliculata is the source of this 1061-nucleotide messenger RNA. RefSeq lists its product as uncharacterized. Bases 18 to 1061 code for a protein of 347 amino acids. The record is from RefSeq and is a predicted model, not a curated record. The transcript is spliced from 4 exons. Lineage: Eukaryota; Metazoa; Mollusca; Gastropoda; Architaenioglossa; Ampullariidae.